Molecule: messenger RNA, 2248 nt
Organism: Hyaloscypha bicolor E
Lineage: Eukaryota; Fungi; Ascomycota; Leotiomycetes; Helotiales; Hyaloscyphaceae
Exons: 3
Coding region: 278-1930 (550 amino acids)
Biological process (GO): ribosomal large subunit biogenesis
Cellular component (GO): preribosome, large subunit precursor
Molecular function (GO): nucleic acid binding; zinc ion binding
Source: RefSeq, a predicted model, not a curated record
CCGAAGGCGAAAUCUCGAAAUCAAGUUGACUCAACACUAGAUCGACCUGCCGUCCACAUUCUCUCCACCGACUCUCCCACGGUGCUUCCCUUUACGAAAGCAUACUAUUCUCCGUUGGAUCCGAGAUUCUAGUUGCCUCCAAGAUUGAAUUAUUCAUCCAGCGAGGGGUCAUUUCAGUCCAAGAGCCGGCUUCCUCUUCCGCUUGCAAAGUUCUUUAUUUGCGGUCAAACUUCAACACCACGACCUGCCUCAACAAAGCGACCCCUCCUAAAACAGCAUGGCAUCGAUAUCUGCCAGCAGGAUCCCUGCCUCUGGUCUUGGAGCAGCACAAGACACCACUUCGACACAUCCAUAUACAUGCAAUACCUGUCAAGUUGCCUUCAGGAACAGUGAAUUGCAAAGAGGGCACAUGCGGAGUGACUGGCACCGAUACAAUCUGAAGCGUCGUGUUACCUCUCUCCCUCCGAUCUCGUCCGAAGUCUUCACAGAAAAAGUCCUCCAAGCUCAAGCCUCAUCAACUGCCGCAGCGACCAAAGCCGCCUUCGAAAAGACCUGCGCCGCCUGUGUCCGAACAUACUUCAGUGAAAAUGCCUACCAAAACCAUCUCGGAAGUCAGAAACACAAGGCGAACACUGCGAAUGCCGGGGACCGGAAUGAAGAUGAUGAAACCGACUCCGUGAUGAGCUCAACCUUUUCACUAGGCGAGCCUACAUCCUCAAAGCCAGAGGAGAUUGAUUCCGAAGCCGAGGAGGAGUUCAGCGAGGUAGUGGAGGCUCUGAAGAAGGCAAACUUGAAGGAAAUUCCAAAUGCGACCCGCCGGCCGUCACGACCACACCAUUCCACCGAUGCUGAAGACGAUAAGGAUUCUGAAGCCACAGCUUCAUCGGUGACAGCUCGAGAUAAUGAUACGCCCAUGGAAAUUUCGGUCAAGCGGUGUCUCUUCUGCAACUUCGAGUCUCCCUCGAUUGAGCUGAAUGCCGCUCAUAUGGAACGCAUUCAUGGCAUGUUCAUCCCGGAGAGAGCUUACCUGGUUAAUCUUGAGGGCUUGAUUGGCGCAUUAUUUGAGAAAAUUCAUCACUUCCACGAAUGCUUGUAUUGUGGCAAGCUCAAGCCUACCAUAUUCGGCCUCCAGACUCACAUGAGAGACAAGGGCCACUGUAAGAUUCCGUUCGACACAGAGGAUGAGCAGCUUGAGAUCGGGGAAUUUUACGAUUUUACAAGCACAUAUUCAGAUGCUGAGGAUGAGUCCGAUUCCGAGGAUUCACUGCCGGGCAAGAAGCAGCGUGGUGGGGCGAAGUUAGGAGCUAAGCAUCCUUCGACCACAGAUGAGGAGGGCGAUGAGGAGGUGGAAGAUGGAGAUGGCUGGGAGACAGAUAGUUCGGCAUCAUCGUUGGAUUCAGCAGAUCUCACAGCAGUUCCUCUCGACCAAAGAACUCACCGAUAUGAGAAGCUUGACCAACAUCCUCACCACUCACAUUCAGAUCCUCGACCUCACCGGAACAAGGAUGGCUUUCACUCACACGCACACAAGCACGCUAAUGCGGUAUUCUAUUCUGAUUAUGAGUUGCAUCUUCCCUCUGGACGGGUCGCUGGCCAUCGAUCCUUGAACAAGUACUACAGACAGAACCUACACAAUCAUCCAUCUCCCGCUGAGAGAGAGGAGCGACUGGCAAUCGAGGCCGCUGAAAGUUCCGAUUCAGAUGUUGAAGGCCAGCAGCUUUCCCGUCGCGAUAAUGGAGAACGCGGUAGAGCUCUCACGAACCGUGCAAACUUGGGAAUGGUUGGUGUUACGGCUGAAAAGAGAAAAGAGGUCCAAGCCGCAGAAAAGAGAUCCAGGAAAGUAGAACAGCGUGAGCAACGGAAGAAGCAGUGGUACAACAACAAGCAGAGCAAUAUGCAAAAGCACUUCCGGGAUCCUUUGCUCCAGUGAUCUGGAAAUGAGAACUUGAUGUCUUUUGCAAUUUUGCCUUUUAUUACAGCGUUGCGAGCGAAGUUUUUCCAUGUAAGCCUAUAGGCUGGUCUUGCAUUGCAUGGUUUGGGAGUUUAGAAACAUUCGAUGGCGUAAAGGUUCUGGUAUCCCGUGAAUCGAAAACAAGGUCCAAAAAUAACUCCGCAUACAUCCAAGUCAUAAUUGCCGCCUCGUGAUAAUUGAACCAAGAUGCAGAUCUGGCUGCGUUUGGACAACGGCAUUGCACGUAGUUUUUAUCCAACUAUCCUCAGUCAAUUGCGGUUUGAAUUAUAAAAUGUG